AUACGCUGUCAGUGCCUCGCUGGUCCCCGCAGAUCCCCCGGCGGGAUCUGGGAAACUCCAUAAAACACAGGUUUUCCACCAAGUACUGGAUGUCUCAGACCUGCACUGUCUGUGGGAAAGGAAUGUUGUUCGGCUUAAAGUGCAAAAACUGCAAGCUCAAGUGCCACAACAAAUGCACCAAAGAGGCCCCUCCGUGUCACCUGCUGAUCAUCCACCGAGGAGGGAGACGAGCCGUGCGGGGCGAGGCAGAUUUGCAUUGCAAACCACUUCCACCCACCCUCCCCCUGCCUCCUUUUCUUUUCAGAUUCCCCACAGCACGGGCGAGGUUAGUCCGGACAGAGUCGGUGCCCUGUGACAUCAACAACCCCCUGCGGAAGCCGCCCCGGUACUCGGACCUGCACGUCAGCCAGACCCUGCCCAAAACCAACAAACUCAACAAGGACCACAUCCCAGUGCCCUACCAGCCGGAUUCCAGCAGCAACCCCUCCUCCACCACAUCCUCCACGCCCUCCUCGCCGGCGCCGCCGCUGCCGCCCAGCGCGACACCCCCGUCCCCCCUGCACCCCUCCCCGCAGUGCCCACGCCAGCAGAAGCAGUUCAACCUGCCAGCUUCCCAUUACUACAAGUACAAGCAGCAGUUCAUUUUCCCAGAUGUGGUGCCUGAGACUCCAACCCGAGCCCCACAGGUCAUCCUCCACCCUGUCACCUCCAACACCAUCCUGGAAGGAAACCCAUUGCUUCAAAUUGAAGUGGAGCCCACCUCGGAGAACGAGGAAGGCCCCGAGGAGGCGCAGGAAUCCGAGGACGACUUCGAGGAGAUGAACCUGUCGCUCCUCUCCGCCCGCAACUUCCCGCGCAAGGCCAGCCAGACCAGCAUCUUCCUGCAGGAGUGGGACAUCCCCUUCGAGCAGCUGGAGAUCGGGGAGCUCAUCGGGAAGGGCCGCUUCGGGCAGGUCUUCCACGGGCGCUGGCACGGCGAGGUGGCCAUCCGCCUCAUCGACAUCGAGAGGGACAACGAGGACCAGCUGAAGGCCUUCAAGAGGGAGGUGAUGGCCUACCGGCAGACACGGCACGAGAACGUGGUGCUCUUCAUGGGAGCCUGCAUGAGCCCCCCCCACCUCGCCAUCAUCACCAGCCUGUGCAAAGGACGGACUCUCUACUCGGUGGUGAGAGACGCCAAAAUCGUCCUGGACGUCAACAAGACGAGGCAGAUAGCACAAGAGAUCGUGAAGGGAAUGGGUUACCUGCAUGCCAAGGGGAUCCUCCACAAGGACCUCAAAUCCAAGAAUGUUUUCUAUGACAAUGGGAAGGUGGUGAUCACCGACUUCGGCCUCUUCAGCAUCUCGGGCGUUCUCCAGGCGGGCAGGAGGGAGAACAAGCUGCGCAUCCAGAACGGCUGGUUGUGCCACCUCGCCCCCGAGAUCAUCCGCCAGCUCUCCCCGGACACCGAGGAGGACAAGCUGCCCUUCUCCAAGCACUCGGAUGUCUUUGCACUGGGCACCAUCUGGUACGAGCUGCACGCACGGGAAUGGCCCUUCAAGACGCAGCCGGCGGAGGCGAUCAUCUGGCAGGUGGGAAGAGGGAUGAAGCCCAACCUCAGCCAGAUCGGGAUGGGCAAGGAGAUCUCGGACAUCCUCCUCUUCUGCUGGGCCUACGAGCAGGAGGAGAGACCCACCUUCACCAAGCUCAUGGACAUGCUGGAGAAACUGCCAAAGCGCAACCGCCGCCUCUCCCACCCCGGGCACUUCUGGAAGUCGGCAGAGCUGUGACGGGAGGAGCCGAGGGACGGUGCCUUCCUCCCCCAGCACUUCUCCUCUUCCUCUCCGCUUCCCACCCCGUGCUGCAGAGGAGCAGCGGGCGCCGGGGGCCGACGGCGGGACGGGAAUGAGACGGGAAUGAGACGGGAAUGAGACGGGAAUGAGACGGGAAUGAGACGGGAAUGAGACGGGAAUGAGCCUCUUCCCCCGCACGUUUCGCCCCGGGAAACAUCUGCGGGGGCCAGAGGAGCCGGAGCGGCGGCCGAGCCCCGGGAAUGCCCGGCUGUGGUGGGAUGGGCUCUCCGCGCACACGGGGUCGGCCCUGGGGUCGGUUCCCCACCGAGCAGGGGUGACCCCCCCCACGAGGCAAACGACUUCAAUUUUGGGCUCCUCUGACCCCACCCAGCGCUCACGGCGCUCGGCUGGGGCAGAGCUUGUGUUCUCGGUUCUCUGUGGGUUUAUUUAAUUUCCCUUAUUUAUUGCCUUUUUUUUUUUCUUCUUCUUUUAAUGAAAAAAAGGGGGAAUGUUGCUGAUUCCCGAGUUCAGCACCGGAGCCUGCCGGGGCCGGGGAGUGCCGCCGCUUUUAGCUGCACCCCCCGCGGGGAAAUGCAUCUGGAGGAGCCCCCGCUCCCCCCACGGCCCCUCGUGGGCGGCCGUGACCUUUCACAAGUGGCUUCUCUACCUCCCAGCCGUGUCCACUUACGAUUCCCCCCGCGGGUCUCCCUCCCAGCGGGACACAUCCCUGCAUUCCCGCUCAUUUAUCCCGGCGUGUGGCUCAUCAGCCCGCCUUGACCUCUCGCCCUCCCCGCCCCUGCUCCGCUCUUGCCUUCUCCUCCCUCCCCAAAUUCCGGGUUUGGGGGUGCGGAGGGGGCAGAGCAGAGCCGGGCUCGGGCUCAUUCCCCUCUCCCGUGGCCUUCCCUUCGCUGCUGGAGCUGGGAAUGCCAACGGGCUCUGGUUGUACAGAGCCUCUCCCCUCCCAGCCCCGCGCGUGGGACGAUUCCGGCUGAACGACCCGUUUUCCCCUGCACAUUCAUCUUCCAGCUGCCAAACCCCAGCCCUUCCCAAAGAAACGCUCCUUGGGCAGCAGCUCGGAGCCGGUGUUGCCUUCGGAACGCCGAGUGCUGGCAUUUCCCUCUCCCACCAGCUCAGGUGGCCCCUCCAGCCCGUCAGCUGAGCCGCCGAGCGACAGAUGAUGGCAAAUUGCAUUUCCAGGCCCUUAUUGAGCAUAAUUGCUUGACAGGAACCAUCCUGGAUAAUUCAGUUGGAGCCUCAGUUUAGCUUUAAUUUGGAGACACGACGAGGCUGCGCAAACUAACCAGCCUUGGUUUGUUUGCUGCUCUCCUCCAGCUCUUCCUUGCCGGUGUCUGAACCACUUCAGCAUAAGUAAAAGGAGAUUAGAAACCUAA
Molecule: messenger RNA, 3163 nt
Organism: Corapipo altera (White-ruffed manakin)
Lineage: Eukaryota; Metazoa; Chordata; Aves; Passeriformes; Pipridae
Gene: KSR2
Product: kinase suppressor of ras 2
Exons: 16
Biological process (GO): protein phosphorylation
Molecular function (GO): protein kinase activity; ATP binding
Source: RefSeq, a predicted model, not a curated record